Messenger RNA from Sclerotinia sclerotiorum 1980 UF-70, 168 nucleotides. RefSeq lists its product with no specific name. The record is from RefSeq and is a predicted model, not a curated record. The transcript has 2 exons. Lineage: Eukaryota; Fungi; Ascomycota; Leotiomycetes; Helotiales; Sclerotiniaceae. The coding region runs from base 1 to 168 and encodes 55 amino acids.
AUGGUUGCUUCUAUAGAUUCUUCCCGUCCUAUCAUGGCUCCAAGUGUCUCUUCCAAAAGCAAUCGCUUCAGUACCUACAGCCAAGCCAUCUCUGUCGAGACCACGGAUUCUGCGAGAGAAGAAUUCAUCGCCAUUGAGGAAGGGCUUCGACAAACUACACAGCAAUGA